AUGCGCAUGCAACAUUACGCGGUGUUUCUGCAAGCUUUUAAUUUUGAAAUUAAAUAUAGAAAAUCAGCGGAUCAUGGAAACGCGGACGGUUUCUCGCGAUUACCCGUAGCGGAGAAACGUUUAGGAGAAUAUGGUCCUAUAGAUUUGUUUCAGAUUGAAAAUGUAGAAACCUUACCAGUAACAGCAAAAGAAAUACGGGUAGAAACCCGUAAAGAUAAAACAUUAUUGAAAAUAAUAGAAGCAUUAGAACAAGGGAAAAGCCUUGUACCUUUAGGAUAUAAAGACAAUGAAUUCGCAUUACAAAAUGGAAUUAUACUCAGAAAAGAAAGAGUGAUAAUUCCAGAAUCCCUUAAGGGGCGUAUUUUGAAAGAAUUGCACGCAGGCCAUUUCGGCUGCGUAAAAAUGAAAAAUUUGAGCAGAAAUUUUUGCUGGUGGCUCGGAAUAGAUAAAGAUAUUGAGACGCUAGUUAAAAAUUGUAAAGCGUGUAAUACUUUUAGUAAUAAUCCUAGUAGUAAAAUUAAACAUCGUUGGGAACCAGCGGCGGAACCGUUCCAACGUGUGCAUGUAGACUUUGCGGGACCAUUUAUGAGUCACAACUUUUUGAUUCUGGUAGAUGCUUUUACGCGAUGGCCAGAGGUGCAUUUAAUAAAAAGUAUAAAUGCAGAGAAAACAAUAGAGAAAUGUCGAAAAAUAUUUACUACGUUUGGAUUACCGCAAGUGCUAGUAUCUGAUAAUGGUCGUACAUUUGUAUCAAAAGAAUUUAAGUUUUUUUUAGAACAAAAUGGCAUUUUUCAUAGGUGCACGGCACCUUAUAACCUGGCUACAAAUGGGUUAGCAGAGCGUUUUGUGCAAACAAUGAAACAAGGUUUGCGAAAAUUAGGUGCGACCGAAAAAAAUGUUAAAGUAAAUUUACAAAAAUUUUUAUUCUAUUAUCGUUUAUUGGCACAUCCGGAGUCAGGAAAAUCGCCAGCCGAAUUAAUGUUUGGCAGAAGCUUAAACAGUAGACUAAAUUUAAUAUUCCCUAAGACUGAAUUAGAAGUUAAGAGCGAUAGAGGUAAUUUUUUAAAUGUUAAACAAUUUAAGGUAGGAGAGAGCGUUGCCGUACGCGAAUACUUGAAUAAAAAUAUUAAGUGGCGAUUCGGAUUCGUAAUCGAAAAGUUAGGAAAAUUGCAUUAUAAUAUUAGGUUGCAAGACGGCACGAUUUGGAAACGACAUGUUAAUCAAAUGCGUGCAAUAGGACCAGAAAUCGUGGAGAGCAGUCAGGCACAAGUGUUAGAUUGUGGCCCGAGUGGAAUUACGAAUACGAAUAUUAAUCACGAAGUUAUGAACAAAACAUGCGAACAAGCUCCCACGUCACCAGAGAAAGAGAAACCGUCGAAUAUCUUCUCACAGAGUCCUGAUCAUAAAGCGGUACAGGAGAUACCGCCGGACUCCGAUGAGGAAGAGCAGGCACCAGAUGAGACUCUGAUGUACCAGCGUUGGUAG
Molecule: messenger RNA, 1485 nt
Organism: Wasmannia auropunctata (little fire ant)
Lineage: Eukaryota; Metazoa; Arthropoda; Insecta; Hymenoptera; Formicidae
Exons: 1
Coding region: 1-1485 (494 amino acids)
Biological process (GO): DNA integration
Molecular function (GO): nucleic acid binding
Source: RefSeq, a predicted model, not a curated record